Molecule: messenger RNA, 1650 nt
Organism: Aspergillus saccharolyticus JOP 1030-1
Lineage: Eukaryota; Fungi; Ascomycota; Eurotiomycetes; Eurotiales; Aspergillaceae
Product: beclin 1
Exons: 2
Coding region: 1-1650 (549 amino acids)
Biological process (GO): cellular response to nitrogen starvation; autophagosome assembly; autophagy
Cellular component (GO): phagophore assembly site; phosphatidylinositol 3-kinase complex, class III, type I; phosphatidylinositol 3-kinase complex, class III, type II
Source: RefSeq, a predicted model, not a curated record
AUGUAUUGCCAAAACUGUCGCACACCUCUCAAACUAGACGGCUCUCUCGAGUCGCUCAAUCCCGCGGCUUUUGACCUCCUUGUCGGCUCUACCGGUCGAUCCGUUCCAGAUCAUGGCGCUCACUCGUCCUCCAAACCGAGCUUCCCGCAAGAACGCCGGGAGCUCUACGACCGAGUCUCCAAGCAAUCCACAUCUCCCGUGUAUAAUCGAAGGUCGAUCCCGCCACCCAGGCAGGCAGCUCGCAGCCAAACCCAUCCAGCGAGACUUGCUCGAGGCGACAGUGGAAAUAUGUCGUUUGUAAUGCUCACUGAAUCUCAAGUUGGACCGCCUCACGGGAUGAUCUCCGGGGCGAACGGAACCAGCGAUGGUUCAUCCCCGGGCAACAACAGGGCUGUCAGCGGCAGCACACCCGCCAACACCUCAAAUCAUCCUAGUCGAGGGGACAUCGAUGAAAGCUCCUUUGCAGAUCAGGUCGAACGUACCGCUCGGCUUUUUGACAUCAUCUCUGCCCGUUCGGACAUAGAUCAUCCCAUCUGUUUGGAAUGUACAGACCUACUGAUCGAGGGGAUGGAGAAGCGAUUGGCGGAUUCCAAGAAAGAGCGGGAUGCGUACAGCUCUUUCCUGCGAGAUCUGAAGGCUGAGAUCCCUACGGCGGAGGAAUUUGACGCGGCCCAGCAGUCCCUCAAAGACACGUUGGCUGCAGAGGAGGCGGCUUUCGCCGAGCUUCUCGCCCUCGAGAAAGAAAAGGCCGGCUUGGAUGAGGAAAUCGCCUUGCUAGAGGCCGAGGCCCGCCAGCUGGAUCUGGAGGAAGAGAAGUUCUGGCGAGAUCGCAAUGCCUUCGCUCUUACGCUUUCCGAGUUCCAGAACGAACGGGAUGCGCUGAACAUGAAGUACGACCACGAUUCCCGGCAGUUGGAAAGGCUACAGAGGACGAAUGUCUACAAUGAUGCUUUCUGCAUUGGCCACGAUGGGUUUUUUGGCACCAUCAACGGGCUGCGUCUCGGUCGCUUGGCUAACCCAUCCGUGGACUGGCCCGAGAUCAAUGCGGCCUGGGGACAAACGGCUCUGCUGCUGGCGACCGUUGCCAGCAAACUGGGGUUUCAGUUCCAGGGGUACCAACUUAAGCCCAUGGGAUCGAUGUCUCGCAUCGACCGACUCGAACCAUCCCGACCGUCUCCAGCUCAAUCAGUGAUCGGGGGAGGCAACGCAGGGCCGUCGGCGCCUCCUAAAAUCACCACGCUUGAUCUGUUCUCAUCGGGCGAGCUGCCGCUGAACUUGCCAUGGCUUCACCGCCGGUUUGACAAUGGAAUGGUGGCUUUUCUGGAAUGCCUACGUCAGCUGGGUGAGUAUGUAGAGAAGACCCCGGCGCCCGCGACUUCCAAUCGGCGAGGUCAACCGACUGCCACGGUGACCGGUCUGAAGCUGCCCUAUGAGAUCAAAAAAGACCGAAUUGGCGACGCAAGCAUCAAGCUCGGAUUCAACCAAAAUGAUGAGACCUGGACGCGUGCUUGCAAGUACACUUUGACCUGUUGUAAGUUCUUGUUGGCUCAUACCAGCAAUAUCGCCAGCGCCGGCUCCGGUAGCUCAGCUGCCAUGGCGUCUGCGGCUGUGGCAGCGGGAGAACAGGCCGCCAGUUCGCCUACCAAAUAA